AUAAAGCAGGUCAAUGAUACCAGGAUAGUAGUAGUAGUAAAUAUCAAAAAUCUAAGAGCUGUGCAUUAUAGCUGACACCUAGAUGAACACUUUACAGUUGGUUAUAUAACUGUACAUAAUUCCCUUCAAAUGCUAUUGGAGUUAUAAACGUGUUUAACAAUGUCGUAUGUAGCUUUAGAGACGGUCCCUUAAUUUCAACAUAUCUGCGAAUAUCGAACGUCCAACGUCCCACCAACUUCAGUUCGAGGACCUGUAUAUUGAAUCUUGUGCGUCAUCUGUGUUUGUUCUUUUUCUUAAAAUUGUUUGUGUUUAAAAUGUCUCCAAGGUGAUAAAUGCGGUCCGUGGAAUUAUUUUGAACCAAAACACAACAUUGAGUUUCUGCUUCGCGAAAGAACAACUUCAUCUCUCUCUCAACUCACUGUGUGACACUGAAGAAAGCGAUGGAUUUCCGAAUAUUUCUGCUGGAUCUGAAGAACUGGAUCCUGGAUAAGAUCGCCUGUGCUGCGGUGCUGGUCGUGCUCUCUGCCGUUUAUGGACGAACAGAACAGAGGGAGGUGGAAGAGAGAAGGAGGUUUCAUCUGGAGCGCAGACCAAAGGAGCACAUCAUCGGUCAGGAGGGGGCCAUCACUACUGUCACCUCAGCAAUCAGUAUGAAGGAGGAUGGCUGGUAUUCUAAAGAACGUCCGCUGGUCUUCCUCUUCGUCGGCUCUUCAGGAACUGGUAAAACAGAGUUGGCUAAGCAGGUGGCUCAUUACAUGCACAAAGACAACAAAAAGGGUUUCAUCAGAAUGGGCAUGUCUGAGUUCCAUACGAAACACGAGGUGGCUAAAUUGAUUGGUUCUCCGCCGGGGUAUGUGGGCCAUGGGGAAGGAGGUCAGCUCACUAAACAGCUGAAGCACUGUCCGAAUGCUGUGGUGCUCUUUGAUGGGGUGGAUAAAGUGCACCCCAACGUCCUCAAUAUCAUGCUGCAGCUCUUCGAUGAGGGACGUCUGACGGAUGGGAAAGGGGAAACCAUUGAAUGCAAGGAUGCCAUCUUCAUCAUGACCUCCAAUGUGGCGAGUGAUGAAAUUGUCCAGCAUGUACUGCAGCUCAGACAGGAAACCCAGAAGCAGAGUCACCGCUGUCUGGAAGACAGUCUAAAGGAACUGAUUCGGCCCAUACUGAAGUAAAUCGUUUACUUUCUGCCUUUCUGCCACACGACGCUCAUUCAGCUCAUCGACAAGGAGAUCAACUACUGGGUUAAAAAGGCCAAACAGAAUCACAACAUCACCCUGCUGUGGGAGCGAGCCAUGCUGGAGCUGCUGACUGGAGGAUACAACCUCCACUACGGCGCUCGCUCUAUCAAACACGAGGUGGAGCGUCGGGUGCUGAAGCAGUUAGCUGCAGCGUACAAGCAAAAGCUCCACCCUAAAGGCUGCACGCUCCUCCUCACUGUGGAUGGAGAACUGGGAGACGAGAAGACCGUAAACCGCCAAAGCUCGCGCUCUCUCUCUCUCUCUCUCUCUCUCUCUCUCUCUCUCCCCUCUGAUUCCACGUACAGCUGGUUAGUGUUAGUGCACAUGUCAAUAGAACUGAACUGAAUUGAAUUGAGUCGAGUUAAAUUGAAAGAGGGAGAGAACCCGACAAGGAGAACGGGCACGUGCGCUUGUUCGGUGACCCGGACUGCGCGAGACCACGCUGCUCAAAUUCAUCAACCUUCAUUAACAAAAACGGAAUUAAUCUGAAUUACUGAUCAUUAUCUCCGUACCUGAUUGUUCUUUCUUUUUCCGACUUUCUCCAGUGGAAACAAAUGUAUUUACUCUGAUUGAACAACUGUAAGCAUCACACUUCCUAAAUGCGUGUUUAUUUAUAUUGAACGCCUCUGUAAUA
Messenger RNA from Ictalurus punctatus (channel catfish), 1869 nucleotides. RefSeq names its product caseinolytic peptidase B protein homolog. The transcript is spliced from 11 exons. Gene Ontology annotation, molecular function: ATP hydrolysis activity; ATP binding. Gene Ontology annotation, cellular component: cytoplasm; mitochondrion. The record is from RefSeq and is a predicted model, not a curated record. Lineage: Eukaryota; Metazoa; Chordata; Actinopteri; Siluriformes; Ictaluridae. Gene Ontology annotation, biological process: cellular response to heat.